CCAAGAGUAUUCCUAAUGACCCUUUCUGAGUCAUCAUCUUCUUUACUGAGGUCGUCCUUGGGAAGCACUGUAGCUCUGGCACUACAUGUAGCUUCCUUAAUAUCAUUCAUUAACAGCACCACAGGUUGCCACCAUCACUACUUCACAUCCAUCUUCAGCUUCGGUGACUCGCUUGCUGAUACCGGAAACUUGUACUUCAGCUCCCAACCACCACCGUUCCAUUAUAGCUUCUUCCCUCCCUUCGGCCAAUCCUACUUCGGUCGUCCCACCGGGAGGUGCUCUGAUGGCCGUCUUAUCGUCGAUUUCAUUGCUGAGUCUCUGGGGAUUCAAUUAUUGAAACCAUAUUUGGGAAUCAAGAAUGGACAAAUACAAAAUUGGACGGUAGAAGAGGGAGUGAAUUUCGCAGUUUCAGGAGCAACAGCUCUGAAUGCAGAUUUCUUUGAAGAAAAGGGUAUUCGUAGUUUGUUCACCAACAAUUCUCUAAGCAUUCAAUUGAGUUGGUUCAAGGAGUUAUUGCUUUCCCUUUGCAAUUCUUAUUCAAGCUGUAAAAAAGUUCUUGAGAAGUCAUUAUUUCUGGUAGGAGAAAUCGGAGGCAAUGACUUUAAUAGACCUCUUCUUGUGCGAAGGAGCCUAGAAGAGAUUACAACAUUCGUGCCUCAUGUGAUUAAUGUAAUCUCAUCAACAAUACGUGAGUUGAUUGAUCUAGGGGCUCAUACCCUAAUGGUUCCAGGAAAUUUUCCGAUAGGAUGCACUCCAUUGUACUUAACAAUGUAUGAGAGCAAAGAUAAGAAUGAUUAUGAUGAAGCUGGUUGCCUGAAAUGGUUAAACAAGUUUACUGAGUACUACAAUGAAAGGCUCCAAGCUGAACUGAAUCAGAUUCAAGUGCUUCAUCCUCAAGCCAAAAUUAUCUAUGCUGAUUAUUACAAUGCUGCUUUGCCAUUAUAUCAUUUUCCUACAAAUUUUGGUUUUUCAGGUCUGAAAGCUUGUUGUGGAAGUGAAGGUCCAUACAAGUUCAAUGCUUCUUCACGAAAAUGUGGGGAACCAGGGGUGAAUGCUUGUGACGAUCCUUCAAAGUACAUUAGCUGGGACGGUAUUCAUAUGACAGAGGCAGCACAUAGAUGGAUUGUCAAAGGUUUAACAAAUGAACACUGCGAUGCUGCUGAAUUUAGUACCUUACGUGGUCUGAUAAAUAAUAAUGUUCAAUUUGAAUGUUUAAUUUAGUUCAAUAGCCUUGUGACUGCUUCAAAUAAUGCUUUACCUUGUCUAGCCAGUUUAAGUUGUGAUGGUUCAUUUUCAUGUUUUUGUUUUCAAAUAAAUCAUUGGAUAUGUAUAUUCAAUAUGAGCAAAUAGUUGAACAUACAUAUCCCUUUACAACAAGGCUAUUUAUUGAUUGACACUUAAAAAAAAAAAAACCACUGUUCGAUAUA
Molecule: messenger RNA, 1427 nt
Organism: Prosopis cineraria
Lineage: Eukaryota; Viridiplantae; Streptophyta; Magnoliopsida; Fabales; Fabaceae
Product: GDSL esterase/lipase At1g28580-like
Exons: 5
Coding region: 16-1221 (401 amino acids)
Molecular function (GO): hydrolase activity, acting on ester bonds
Source: RefSeq, a predicted model, not a curated record